AUGGUUUUAAAUGCAAACCGGGCAUUUAUACGUUAUUGCGUUAUUUUGUUAAAUGUUUUUAACUUUUUCGUUUUUAUUUUUAAAUGCGCCUUUAAAACGCUUUGCUUAAAAAAGGUUAAAGCGUUUUAUAUACUUAAAAAAAUUAAGCAUAAGCGUAAAGCUUUGUGCUUUAAAAACAUUUUUAAUUUUGGCUUAAAUAAAAAUCGUUUAAAAUUUCGAAAAUUAUUAAUUAACGUUUGUAAUGCUAGCGGCUUUUUUAAGCGUAUUGCGGUAUUUUUAAAAAAUUAUUUAAAUUUUUAUUAU
Molecule: messenger RNA, 303 nt
Organism: Gaeumannomyces tritici R3-111a-1
Lineage: Eukaryota; Fungi; Ascomycota; Sordariomycetes; Magnaporthales; Magnaporthaceae
Exons: 2
Source: RefSeq, a predicted model, not a curated record